Molecule: messenger RNA, 1248 nt
Organism: Alosa alosa (allis shad)
Lineage: Eukaryota; Metazoa; Chordata; Actinopteri; Clupeiformes; Clupeidae
Gene: akr1a1a
Product: aldo-keto reductase family 1, member A1a (aldehyde reductase)
Exons: 9
Coding region: 97-1074 (325 amino acids)
Biological process (GO): aldehyde catabolic process
Cellular component (GO): cytosol
Molecular function (GO): aldose reductase (NADPH) activity
Source: RefSeq, a predicted model, not a curated record
GUUUUCAUUGCACUAAGGGAGAGCGCUGUUGACUGUGGAGUAAGUCCCUCUGUACGAUAACUCAAUGUGACACUGGUGGCACAACAAGGACCGACCAUGAGCUGCACAGACGUCACACUCUCGUCAGGCCAGAGGUUGCCAGCCGUGGGCCUGGGCACCUGGAAGAGUAGCCCUGGGCAGGUGAAGCAGGCGGUGCUGGCUGCACUGGACUGCGGCUACAGGCACAUCGACUGUGCGGCGGCCUACAGUAAUGAGCACGAGGUGGGGGAGGCUCUGGCUGAGAGAGUUGGGCCCGGAAAGUCCCUAAAGCGGGAGGAGGUCUUUGUGACCUCUAAGCUGUGGAACACCAAACACCACCCUGAUGAUGUGGAGGCCGCCUGCCGGAAGACCCUCUCCGACCUGGAGCUCAGCUACCUGGACCUGUAUCUCAUGCACUGGCCCAUGGCCUUCCAGAGGGGGGUGGAGCUGAUGCCAAGACAGCCUGAUGGCACGGUUCGCUAUGCAGAUACCCACUACCGAGAUACCUGGGUGGCCAUGGAGAAGUUGGUGGACCAGGGCCUGGUGAAGGCUAUAGGGUUGUCCAACUUCAGUGCAAAGCAGAUUGAUGACAUUCUUAGCGUGGCAAAGCACAAACCAGUUGUGAACCAGGUGGAGUGCCACCCGUACCUGAUCCAGUCAGAGCUGCUGGCCCACUGUAAGAGCCGAGGGGUGGCCGUCACCGCCUACAGCCCCCUGGGGUCACCUGAUCGUCCCUGGGCCGCCCCAGGUGAGCCCCUGCUGUUAGAAGACCCACGGAUCCUCACCAUGGCCAAACACUACAACAAGACCCCAGCCCAAGUCAUCAUCAGAUGGCAGGUGCAGAGGGGAGUCAUAUGCAUCCCGAAAAGCGUCACUCCGUCCAGGAUCAAGCAGAACCUCGAGGUGUUUGACUUUGAAAUAUCAGAGGAAGACGUGAAGCAGAUUGCCUCCUUCAAUCGUAACGAGAGACUCAUCAUACCCACGAUAGAGAAAGAUGGUGUGAGGGUGUGGAGGGAUGCGAUUCACCCUCACUUUCCCUUCAAUGAUCCUUACUAACUCUCACCGAGCAACCACACCCAGGGAAGGACAGCUAUGCUGAACCAUCUUCUGAAUUCCCCAGCUACUGCACCAAGCACUGAGAAGAGUGACAUUCAAGUCUUGAGUAACAUAUACUGCAUACUCAGCCUCAAGAAUUAAUAAAUAAAAAAAUAUCACAUAGCAUUCACCUCA